AUGCAGUGGCAGGGCAUGCAACCGUCUUGGGCUGCCGUUAUGCAGAUGGAGAAUCUUCGCCUGCAGCAGUUGGCAGCGCUUCAAGCUGCUAUGAUCAGUGAUAUGAAGCAGGAGCUGGCAAGGGUGGGAGAUGGAGAUGCCUUGAGCCAGACAAGGGAGCUUCCGAACAGCAGGCGCACCUGCGAUCCAGAUGUCCCUUCUCUGGUCAGGAAGAUGGAACCGAUGAAGUUGGCUACACCGGAGACUUUGUCACCAAGAUCUUCAGCUGGUGGCUCGCCGACGAUUUCCUCGAAGACGUCCCCAGCAUGGUCAUGUGGAUCAACGCUCUCGUCAAAGGUGUCUGCCCCUCCGGGUUUAGAAGAACUUCUUGAUGUUUGUGCUCCGCCGGGCUUGGAGAGCAUGAUCGUAUCCCCUCCGACAACGCCGUCGUAUGACCUGCCGGACAGCGACAAGGAGGCCGAUCUUCAGAAAGGGUUGCUGGUUACCACAAGCAACACUCUGGGGAGCAGCGUCACGCAGGUAACGUGGCACAUUGCCAACCCACAGGCGAAGCUACGUGUGAGCUGUGGGUCUGCUUUGGUGUCCCCAUCGUUUGCUGCUGGUGGCUUGGAGGGUCUCCGCCUCCUCUUCAGUCCAGGAGAGCGAUGGCUGGUCGAUUGGAAGAGGGCAGCAAAGAAAACGGUCAAGAAGGGCAAGAAGGCGGUGGAUCGCGCACCCCAGUAUGGGGCACUGCACUUGAAGUUUUCAGGAGAUUUCACAGGCGGCGAGCCCAUGACGCUGCUCUUCAACCUCGCCGGGGAACAGUUGGGACCAAUCACGGCCCACCCUGGACAAAGCACCUGCUUGAUCUGUGAGCUUCGCAAAGACUGGCGACUCGAGACAAACAGCCUGGACGGCUCCCUGACUGUUGGCGUGGACAUUGUCAGCGGAAACUGA
This is a messenger RNA of Symbiodinium natans, 936 nucleotides long. Lineage: Eukaryota; Dinophyceae; Suessiales; Symbiodiniaceae. The record is from the annotation of a GenBank genome assembly.